Messenger RNA from Topomyia yanbarensis, 1026 nucleotides. Its product is annotated as putative nuclease HARBI1. NCBI's taxonomy places the organism in Eukaryota, Metazoa, Arthropoda, Insecta, Diptera, Culicidae. The transcript is spliced from 2 exons. Bases 85 to 1026 code for a protein of 313 amino acids. The record is from RefSeq and is a predicted model, not a curated record.
GAACAGCCACAUUGGAGAUUUUGGGAAGAUAUCGAUGAAGAUAGUGAGGAAAACUAUUUACAAUUGGCUCGUCGCCAAUAUAAAAUGAAAGUUCGCAUCAACAUUGACAACUGGGACGACGAGGACUUUUUCAUGAGAUUCCGUUUGCAAAAGAACACUGUAAUGAUGAUCUUGCAAAUUAUUCGUUCAUCUUUGGAAAUUGAUGAAACCAGGUAUUUGAACCAGUUUAUUAAUAAAAGAUCAAUGCAAAUCGCAAUUGCGGACUUCUCCGGUGUUUGUAUUUCAUCUGUAUGCCGUAUUAUUCGACGUGUAUCGCUUGCUUUAGCGCAAAUGUACUUACGCUUUAUAAAGAUGCCACAAACGCAGAGUGAACUGCAGGCAGCAAGCCGUGACUUCUACGCUAUUGCUAAAUUUCCGAGAACAAUAGGUGCGAUCGAUUGUACACACAUCAAAAUACAAUCACCUGGUGGUGACCAAGCUGAGAGCUACCGGAAUCGUAAAUCUUGGUUUUCACUUAAUGUACAGACAGUUAGCUCGGCGAAUUUAAAAAUAUUGAACAUCGUCGCAAGGUGGCCUGGGGCAUCCCACGACCAACAAAUUUUUAAUAAUUCUACUUUAAAGAUGCAAUUCGAGGAGGGGAAAUAUAGCAACUUUAUACUCGUUGGUGAUUCUGGAUAUCGCAAUACAAAGUACUUGGCGACACCUUUUCUUCGAUGUAACACUUCCGUUGAAGCUCUAUAUAACGAAAGUUUAAUCCGUACCCGAAAUGUUGUAGAACGUUCAUAUGGCGUGUUGAAACGACGAUUUCCAAUUCUUGCAUUAGGAAUGCGAGUGAAAAUAUCAACAGUUCAGCUUAUUACUGUUGCGUGCGCAGUAUUACAUAACAUUGCCAUCGAUGUCAAGGAAGGGAUGCCACCAGAAGAAAUUGAGGGAUUUGACGAAAUGUUGGCUACAACGGUACUUCCGGAUCAAUCCAAACGCGGAAAGGAACGCAUUGGGCUGUGCUCGAGACCAUUUAGUAAAUAA